Molecule: messenger RNA, 1895 nt
Organism: Nicrophorus vespilloides
Lineage: Eukaryota; Metazoa; Arthropoda; Insecta; Coleoptera; Silphidae
Gene: cu
Product: nocturnin
Exons: 6
Coding region: 322-1614 (430 amino acids)
Molecular function (GO): 3'-5'-RNA exonuclease activity
Source: RefSeq, a predicted model, not a curated record
AAAAAGACGCGAAUCGGGUCUAUUGUAUAAGCGGUACUACUACUACUAUUGCUACUAUUACUACUUCCACACAACUACAGUCCCUGUCAUUGCUACUACAGCUACUGUAGCAGCAGCAUAAUCAACAUACAAAUACGUGCAGAGUUCGACGCGCUACUACUAUUGCAAUCAGCAAUCAACAAUCGUUGCUCGUGCAGACAACGAAACGAGAGAGCAAGUGGAGAAGCCAGACAACAAGUGUCGAGGAACACGAAUCGGCGGCGGGUGCUCGAGCGUCAUCGAAUCAUCAGCAGCAGCAGCAGCAACAAGUGUCGUGGUGUGAUGGAACCCAUCAUGUGCUACCAGGAGUACAGGGAUUCCCUGGCCUUGGCCGAAACCCUCGCAAGGGCCUGCCUGAUGACUUCGAAGGCUGCACGCAAACGUAUCGCGGCCAGAAGCAUCGAGAUCAAUUUCGGCAGUCUGGACCAGAACUCCGGCGACUACAUCCCUCCGAAAGAGCUCCUCAUGUAUAUGGUCAGAAUGGGCAGCUUUUCGUCAUCACCGAAGAUUAUAAACGACGACGUUUUGGAUCACGAUGUUAGUUUUCCGGAUAACAUUAGUCGUCAGGAGUUGCUGCAAUUUUGCCAGAAACAGUACGAUUUAUACCCGAUGGUGAAGAGACCCUUCAGGAGGGCCAAAAGCAAUGAUGAUAUGUUGACUUACAGCCUGAAGGCUCGCAAAUUAAGUGGAGUUUCUGAAGGUUGCAGCGAUUACAUUUCGAAUCCUCUGUCUUUGCGCAUUUUCCAAUGGAACGUCCUUUCACAAUCUCUCGGUCAGUUCAACGAUAACUUCGUGAAAUGCCCAGACGAGGCUUUGGAAUGGCACAACAGGAGAUUCCACAUGAUCGAGGAAAUCAUCGAAUAUUGCCCGGACAUCAUCUGCUUACAAGAAGUGGAUCAUUUUAAUUUCUUGCGAUACGUGUUGAAUACUCAAGGAUACACGGGAAUGUUCUUCCCGAAACCGGACUCCCCGUGCAUCUACAUAGACGGAAACAACGGUCCAGACGGCUGCGCCAUCUUCUACCGCAAAGACAAAUACGAACUGGUGAAGAAGGAGUCGAGGAUAUUGGAAAUCUGGAGAGUGCAAAGCAAUCAGGUGGCUAUGCUGAUGAUCUUGAAAGUGCUAGAAACUGGAAAGGAAAUCUGCGUGGUAACUACACACUUGAAGGCAAGAAAGGGUGCAUUGUUGGCGACUUUACGCAACGAGCAAGGAAGGGAUCUUCUGAACUUCUUAUCGACACACUGCGGUGAUCGUCCUGUCAUCCUUUGCGGCGAUUUCAACGCGGAACCAACAGAACCAAUCUACUCGACACUCCUGAACAACAAAUUCAAUUUGUCGAGCGCGUACGCGGAUUGCAAGAGCUCCGAAGAACCACCGUACACGACGUGGAAGAUCAGGGAGGAAGGCGAGGUGUGUCACACCAUCGACUACGUUUUCUACACUAAGGACAAGCUCGAGGUGGACGCAGUGCUGGAAUUCCCGACAGGCGAUGAGAUCGGCCCGGAUCGCGUUCCAUCCAACAACUAUCCUUCGGAUCAUUUCUCGUUAGUCUGCGACUUCAAGUUGAGCUAUUAGCGACGGAUGAAACGAUAAUUAAAGAAAUCAAACGCACACUUACUCCGGGGGUUAUAUUUUUCGUAGCUCUUGUAUUUAUUUCUGUUUUACAUGACACUUUAUUUUUUUGUGAUAUACAUUUAGGCUAGAUAUUAAUACUGUAAAAAACAAAUCUAUUUAUAAGUGGUUACUAUUAUUAUUACUUUUUAAGACAUGUUUUGUUUCGAAACUAAGGUAUUUUUUUUUAUAUAUAUAUAGAUGUAUAUAAAAGUACAUAAAUAUACGACGCGCACGAAACCUAA